AUGGGUAUUAGCUUGAUAUCGAUCAUCCGACGAUCUCUCGUGAUGUCUAAGCAAUCGAGUAUGGCUACAACGAAUGUCCCGAAGGGCCACUUUGCUGUUUAUGUAGGAGAGGAGCAGAAAAAGAGGCUUGUGGUACCAAUAUCAUACUUGAACCACCAGUGGUUCAAAGACUUGCUAAGUUGCAGUGAAGAAAAGUUUGGGUUCACUCAUCCAAUGGGUGGCAUCACAAUUCCAUGCACUGAAGAGGCCUUCAUUGGUCUCAGUUCUUGUUUGCAUUCCUUCUAA
Prunus armeniaca (apricot) is the source of this 285-nucleotide messenger RNA. The record is from the annotation of a GenBank genome assembly. NCBI's taxonomy places the organism in Eukaryota, Viridiplantae, Streptophyta, Magnoliopsida, Rosales, Rosaceae.